Molecule: messenger RNA, 1303 nt
Organism: Leucoraja erinaceus (little skate)
Lineage: Eukaryota; Metazoa; Chordata; Chondrichthyes; Rajiformes; Rajidae
Gene: vps26a
Product: VPS26, retromer complex component A
Exons: 9
Coding region: 122-1102 (326 amino acids)
Biological process (GO): intracellular protein transport; retrograde transport, endosome to Golgi
Cellular component (GO): retromer complex; endosome
Source: RefSeq, a predicted model, not a curated record
ACACACACACACACACACACGAUGAUGAGCUCUGGUGCUUUAAGGGGAUCGACAGGAGGGUGCCUGCCCCUUUAAGCGGUCACGUGUGUGGCGGCGGGCCGGGAGCGGAGAGCGGGCGGAGAUGAGUUUCCUGGGCGGCCUGUUUACUCCGGUGUGUGACAUUGACAUCGUUCUCAAUGACGCUGACAUCAGGAAAACAGCAGAGAUCAAGAGUGACGAUGGCAAAGUCGAGAAACAUUACCUGUUUUACGACGGAGAGUCCGUCACAGGGAAGGUAAACCUGACCUUUAAACAGCCGGGGAAACGCUUGGAGCACAAAGGAAUUCGGAUCGAGUUUGUUGGACAAAUUGAGCUGUUUAGCGAUAAGAGUAACACGCAUGAGUUUGUGAACUUGGUGAAGGAGCUGGCCUUGCCCGGAGAGUUGACACAGAGCAGGACCUACGACUUUGAAUUCAUGCAAGUGGAAAAGCCGUACGAAUCGUAUAUCGGGGCCAAUGUCAGACUAAGAUACUUUUUGAAAGUGACAAUGGUCCGGAGUCUGAGUGAUCUGGUGAAGGAAUAUGACCUGAUCGUGCACCAGCUUGCCACCUACCCAGAUGUCAACAACUCCAUUAAAAUGGAGGUCGGCAUUGAGGACUGCUUACACAUAGAGUUUGAAUACAACAAGUCAAAAUACCACCUGAAGGAUGUGAUCGUCGGUAAGAUCUACUUCUUGUUGGUGAGAAUCAAAAUCCAGCACAUGGAACUUCAGAUGAUCAAAAAAGAGAUUACUGGUAUUGGGCCCAGUACCACCACUGAGACAGAAACUAUUGCCAAAUAUGAAAUAAUGGAUGGAGCCCCUGUUAAAGGCGAAUCCAUUCCAAUCAGACUCUUCUUGGCCGGAUACGAUCUAACGCCAACAAUGAGAGAUGUUAACAAGAAGUUCUCCGUACGUUACUUCCUAAAUUUAGUCCUGGUUGACGAAGAAGACCGGAGGUACUUCAAACAGCAGGAGAUUGUACUAUGGAGGAAAGCUCCCGACAAGCUACGGAAAAGAACUAACUUCCAUCAGCGCCUGGAGUCUCCAGAACCACAGGCCUCCGCGCAGCAACCUGAGAUAUGAGCAAAGAAAAAAAAAAACCCCGCCAAAAUCGACAUGUAUGGUUACUGUGUCCCCCAACCUUCUCCAUUUCUCCGUGACACUAAAUCUUUCAGAAAACAAAUGUUUUAUUUUUUUUUCUCCUCAAACACUGGAACACUUAAAGCUCUCAUUUUAUACCUGAUAAUUUGCAACUCGUUUCAACAUGCACUAAAAAUCUCUGCA